CUUUGUCAUCGCCUCAGUCGCCCAUUUAUCAAAUUUCUAUCCAAAGUGUCUUCAUCUCGCACUCGUUUCCGACGCCCCCGAGUUGGUACAGACAUGCCAAUACUUCCUUUAACAUCUCCAUCAUAUCCUAAUCACAAUUUAUCUGGCACUCCCAUGUCUGUCUCCAAUCGUGUGCCAUUGAUGUUUCGACGGUUGCAUAGGUUCCAGCAAAUGGACUUUGAGCUGGCCUUUUGGCAGCUGUCUUAUCUCUGUCUGGCACCCAAGAGAGUUUAUCGAAACGUGUACUACCACAAGCAGACCAAGAACACCUGGGCAAGAGAUGACCCGGCAAUCUUAAUUCUGCUAUUUGCAAGCCUCUUCGUUGCUGCAGUAGCAUGGUCUAUUGUGUAUUCGUAUUCCCCACUGCAGGCGGUGCGAUUAGCAUUUGUGAUGAUACUGCGAGAUUACCUCCUUGUCGGUGUACUGAGUGCGACUUUUCUUUGGUUCUUCUCCAACCGGGUGUUGGUAUCACCUUCCUCUCAUUCAUCACCUACAGACUCUUCAGUCGAAUGGGCAUAUGCUUUCGACGUUCAUACGAAUGCAUUUUUCCCCUUGUAUCUGACACUUUAUUUAGCGCAACUGUUCCUCCUUCCCGUAGUGUUAAAGGAUAACUGGGUUUGCCUCCUUGUUGGCAAUACCUUGUAUCUUGCAGGGUUUGCUCAGUAUAUCUACGGAGUGUACCUUGGACUAAGUGCUCUACCAUUCUUGAUACGCUCCGAAAUAUUGCUGGCCCCAUUAUUACCGCUAUUUGCGAGCUAUGUUGUGUCGUUAUUAGGUUUCCACGUUGCAAAACAUGUUCUGAGCGUGUACUUCGGUUCAUGAUACACUACAUUGUACAGGAGAUGGACGAUAGGCGUGGCCCCCAUUAGCUAUUUCCGCAGUAGUGUGUGCUGUAGCUUGACCACAAUAAUAAUAGACACUUCCGAGUC
This is a messenger RNA of Suillus subalutaceus, 968 nucleotides long. RefSeq names its product UNC-50. Lineage: Eukaryota; Fungi; Basidiomycota; Agaricomycetes; Boletales; Suillaceae. The transcript has 8 exons. Bases 94 to 861 code for a protein of 255 amino acids. The record is from RefSeq and is a predicted model, not a curated record. Gene Ontology annotation, cellular component: Golgi membrane.